Gossypium arboreum is the source of this 1288-nucleotide messenger RNA. Its product is annotated as uracil phosphoribosyltransferase. The transcript is spliced from 12 exons. Gene Ontology annotation, biological process: uracil salvage. The record is from RefSeq and is a predicted model, not a curated record. The coding region runs from base 199 to 1026 and encodes 275 amino acids. Lineage: Eukaryota; Viridiplantae; Streptophyta; Magnoliopsida; Malvales; Malvaceae. Gene Ontology annotation, molecular function: uracil phosphoribosyltransferase activity.
AGGAACGGCCCAAAGUGGCCUAAAAUCUGAUCCAAAAGAGGGAAGAGAACAAAAUCCCUCUAUUUGGGACCCAAAAAAGGGAAAGUGAGGGUCUUAUCUUGCAAAAGGCAAAACGAAAAAAGGCAGUUCCAACAACUACACUUAAACGUAAAUUUGGGCGAUUUGGGUUUGGUCAGAGAUUUCGAAAUCAUCGGAUGCAUGGCUUGCCGUAUUAAUUUUAAUCUCCGGUGUCCUUCCUCCCAUACGCCGCGUUUCGUGCCCCUCAAAAACCCUACGCUCCUUAUUCCUCCUUUUAAACCCCACUCCCACAGCCACCCCAGCCAUCCCUUUAAGCUUUCUAUAUCGACUUCUCGGUGGCUGCGGAGGCGACACAUGGGCUUUGUGACGGUCAAUUCUCAUAUGGCCACCGAGGAAAAGCCUAUUUCCGAUGAUAGAAUGCUGGUGUUUGUGCCUCCACAUCCGUUAAUUAAGCACUGGAUUUCGGUUUUGAGAAAUGAGCAAACUCCUUGCCCCAUUUUCAAAAAUGCCAUGGCUGAGUUGGGGAGGCUACUUAUGUAUGAAGCUUCAAGGGAUUGGCUGCCUACUGUAACAGGAGAGAUUCAAUCGCCAAUGGCUAUUGCUUCAGUUGAAUUUGUCGACCCAAGGGAACCUUUGGCGAUUGUUCCAAUCCUAAGAGCUGGUCUUGCUUUGGCUGAACACGCAUCAUCCAUUUUGCCAGCUACAAAAACAUACCAUUUAGGGUUAAGCAGAGAUGAAGAGACACUCUUGCCAAGUGUUUAUCUUAAUAAGUUGCCUGACAAAUUUCCUGAAGGAUCUCGAAUAUUUGUGGUAGAUCCUAUGCUAGCAACAGGUGGCACAAUUGUGGCUGCACUCAACCUCAUAAAGGAACGUGGAGUUGACAACAAGCAAAUUAAAGUGAUAUCUGCUCUGGCAGCUCCUCCAGCCCUUCAAAAGCUGAGCGAGAAAUUCCCUGGGCUUCAUGUAUAUACUGGAAUUAUUGAUCCUACUGUUAAUGAGAAAGGGUAAGGUUUAUAAUUCCUGGACUUGGAGAUGCAGGAGACCGGAGCUACGGUACAUGAGUGAAAAGCAAAGUCAAGGAAAAAAUUAUCUAUAUGCAAUUUUGAUUUUUUUAGCCUAUCACCAAGUUGAAAGGGGUUGCUGAGCGUUAUUUUAGCUUAGUUUAUUAGUGAAUAUGCUUUGCAGGUUUGUUUACAUUAUGGUCAAUGACUUGAGAUUGUCUAUUCUUAAUUUUGUGUUAAAUAAACUGUGUUCCACCGGUAAACAAGAA